This is a messenger RNA of Penicillium mononematosum, 1731 nucleotides long. Its product is annotated as proline--tRNA ligase. The transcript has 6 exons. Bases 1 to 1731 code for a protein of 576 amino acids. Gene Ontology annotation, biological process: prolyl-tRNA aminoacylation. Gene Ontology annotation, cellular component: cytoplasm; aminoacyl-tRNA synthetase multienzyme complex. The record is from RefSeq and is a predicted model, not a curated record. Lineage: Eukaryota; Fungi; Ascomycota; Eurotiomycetes; Eurotiales; Aspergillaceae. Gene Ontology annotation, molecular function: ATP binding; proline-tRNA ligase activity.
AUGGCUAGCCAGAAUCCCAGCGACAACCCCGCCUUCGAGGGCGCUGCCCCUCAGACCCUGCCUGACCGCACUCAACCCCCCGCUGAAGACAAGGCGGGUGAGUCAAAGAAUGCCGCCAAAAAAGCCGCCAAGCUCGCGAAAAUGCAGGCCGAUAAGGCUGAUAAGCAGGCCUCGAAGAAGGGAGAGAAGGGUAUCGGCAAGCCAGAGGCCAAGAAAGCUUCUAAGAAGAAGGUUGAUGGUGCCGCUUUGAUCGGUAUUGAUGUCUCGAAGGAGGAGGACUUCUCCGGCUGGUAUCAGCAGGUUCUCACCAAGGGUGAUUUGCUGGACUACUACGAUGUCUCGGGUUGCUUCAUUCUCAAGCCCGCGCUGUUCUUCAUCUGGGAGGAGAUCCAAGAAUACUUCAACAAAGCGAUUAAGGGAAUGGGUGUCAAGAACUGCUCUUUCCCUCUGUUUGUGUCUGAGGAUGUCCUGCAGCGGGAGAAGGACCAUAUUGAGGGCUUUGCCGCUGAAGUCGCCUGGGUCACUCAUGCUGGCUCGACCCCCCUCGAGAAGAAGAUUGCCAUUCGCCCUACUUCGGAGACUGUGAUGUACCCCUACUACGCCAAGUGGAUUCGUAGCCACCGUGAUCUCCCCCUUCGUCUCAACCAGUGGAACUCAGUCGUGAGAUGGGAAUUCAAGCACCCUCAGCCACUCCUCCGUUCACGAGAGUUCCUGUGGCAAGAAGGUCACACCGCUCACCUGACUGAAGGUGCUGCCCGCGAGGAAGUCUUGAGCAUCCUUGACUACUAUGCCAAGAUUUACGAGGAACUCCUUGCCGUGCCUGUCGUUAAGGGCCAGAAGACUCAGAAGGAGAAGUUCGCCGGUGGUAACUACACCACCACUGUCGAAGGUUACAUCCCCGCCACUGGCCGUGGUAUUCAGGGUGGUACAUCCCACGGACUGGGCCAGAACUUUAGUAAGAUGUUUGGCAUCACCGUUGAGGAUCCCACCUCUACGGUCGAUGAGAAGAAGCCCCCUCUGCACGUCUGGCAGAACUCCUGGGGUCUGUCGACCCGCUCACUGGGUGUCAUGGUCAUGAUCCACAGUGACAACAAGGGUCUCGUCCUGCCUCCUCGUGUGGCGGAGCUCCAGGUUAUCAUUGUCCCAGUCGGUCUCACAGCCAAGACUACCGAAGAGGAGCGCGAGAAGCUCAAUGCCGAGGUCGACGGUCUCGUCGCCGUUCUCGUUGCUGCCGGCGUCCGUGCCGACAGCGACAAGAGCAGCUACUCCCCCGGCUGGAAGUUCAACCAGUACGAGCUCCGCGGUGUGCCUCUGCGCCUUGAGUUCGGCCCCGGUGACCUCCCGAUCCCCGAGCUGGCUACUGGCGUUCCUGCGUUGCUUGAGACCAUCCAGUCUGACCUGUACAAGCGCGCCAACGAGCAGUUCAAGGCUCACCGCAUCAAGAUUACCAAGUGGGAUGACUUUGUUCCCGCUCUGAACAACAAGAACAUCUGCGUUAUCCCCCACUGCUUGACCGAGGAGUGCGAGGACCAGAUCAAGGACAUGAGUGCCCGCAAGGCCGAGGAAGACUCCGGCGAGGCUGAGGAUGCUAAGGCCCCCAGCAUGGGUGCUAAGUCUCUGUGCAUUCCUUUCGAGCAGCCCGAGGGUCUUGAGCAAGGCGUUACUCCCUGCUGCAACCCCAAGUGCCAGCGUCUUGCUGAGAAGUGGUGCAUGUUUGGCCGCUCUUAUUAA